UUACAAGAGCGCGCGUGCACACUGCGCUCGUGUGAGGAGCAGAGAGCGCGCGAGUUCCUUAAGCAAGUGUCACACCAAAACAGCUACAAGAAGUUGAGAACACGCCAACGACCGUGGAAGAUGGAGGAGCAUUCUGUUGUAAAAAAGCGCUCGGUGGCUGAACUAGCUGGAAAAUUCAGUAUUCCAAUACCCCACAUGACAGACGCUGAAGUGAACAAGCCUGUGAGGAGGAGACCCCCACGCUCACUACCGCUGCCUGCUGCUAAUGAUGCAGGUCAAAGCCAGGAUGAGAAAGGAGCUGAAACAGUAUCAACCAGGAAGAACAGAAACUCUGCCCUCAUUGAGAAACUGCAGGCCAGCCUUACGCUUUCUCCUACGGGACCUCCGUCCUUUUCAAAGAGCCCAGGGGUGCUGAAGUUACCGGUGCCGUCCAUCUCCCCCGGCUCUCCCAGCAGCCCCUCUAGUCCUCCCAUAACUGUCACGCCCAAACAAGAGGAAACUCCUGCCAGCUUUGAGAGUCCCACUGAGGGAACUGUUCUCAAAAGCAUCAACAAGGGUAGAGCUCGACUUUCCAUCAAGCGGCGCCCACCGUCUCGCAGACACAGGAAGUCCAGUGCAGAUGAAGGCGGAGAUGAUGUGGAUAAAACAGCCUCAGCCACCCUCGAUCAAACGACUCCAAAUGGGCAUGAAAGAGACGUGUUUGAAGAACACAAGACGUCACCAGAUGCAGAAUCUCUCUCCUCUAAAGAACAGAUCCAGCAGGAAACGGAACCUGCAGAUCCAGAGAAGCCAGAACCGGAGGAAAAAGUGGAGACUGUGACUUCGGAAAAGAUUGAGGGAGAAGAGAAAGAAGAGGAAACAGAACCAGAGCUAAAGGAAGAGAAACGUGAAGAUGAACCACCGCUGACUAACAAUACAGAAGAAACACGUGAAGCGCUAGACACGCAACCACAAACAGAGCCGGACACAACAGAUGAGAAAGAAGAGGAACCGAAAGAAGAUGAAGUAAACCAUUAGAGCCGAGUGAGAGUGUAAAGUCUCUAAAUAGAAAAAAAAGGUCAAAGCUGCCUCAGACUGAAGACUGAAACUCACUGCUUAACCAUAGCGAAGACAUCAGGAGAAGAUGAAAUAAUGUCAAUUGGUUUAAGACUUUAGACUUAAACCAAAGAUUGGAUUCGUUUGAAUGUGCAAGUGAAACCCGCAGCUGCAGAGAACUACCGUAUUGUCCCUCCUGUACAGUUGUGUUAUUGUUCUGAGCCACAUUAGUUUGAUUUGAGAUCAUAUGGGAUUUGGUUUGGUUUUUACUUUUGUAUAUAAAUAUUAGUCUUCACAUAUUUUGUAUAUAGUUCUUGUAGUUCGUAGUUGUAUUCCUGUCAUAAAUAUGAAUGGUGGAUCAUUGAGACUUGCAGAAAAUAAAAAAUGGGAAUAUGAAAAAAAC
Messenger RNA from Carassius auratus (goldfish), 1438 nucleotides. RefSeq names its product capZ-interacting protein-like. The transcript has 7 exons. The record is from RefSeq and is a predicted model, not a curated record. NCBI's taxonomy places the organism in Eukaryota, Metazoa, Chordata, Actinopteri, Cypriniformes, Cyprinidae. The coding region runs from base 121 to 1017 and encodes 298 amino acids.